AUGAGUGAGCAGCCCUGGAGGCACUUUGCUCUCAUAUUAUCAUUCACAGAUGAAUAUCGCCACCUAAGAGUCUUGAUGUAUGAUCACUCUGGUGGUGCUGUGUCCCCUCGCUUCGAUAUCUACACACAGCCUGACAUAUUCUCGCAUAUCAUUGCGGCUAUUACUUUUGGGAGUCUGGAGUGUGUCGGCUAUGAUCCCACUGUUUCCUUCUCGAGGACUGUUGCAGCACCCCGAAGCAAAGAUAUCUGUGUCUAUCGUCCCAUCAAAAAUGCUUCUGCCCGACGUACUACGACAGAUAAUGCUGUUGCUGCAUCCACCUCCGAUUCUCUUUCAUUUCCCGAGGAUCCCGAUGGAGUGUCCAGCGAUGCUCUUGAAUCGUCAAUCUCCGAUAACUCUGAUGAGUCUUCUAAUGACUCUACUCAUGACUCAAUGCAAGGGAAUCCGAGCGGCUCUCCCACACAUGACUCGAUGGACGAAGGGUACUUCCCUGCCCCUCCCCCCCCAGUGCACCCCACUGCAACCCACAGUGCUCCCCUUGUUAGCCUCGCAUCCCAAGUACCCCAGGCUGAGAUGACCGAGAGCAUCUAUUCUGUUACCCCUCUCCCUUCCCAAUUCCCCUAUUCUACUCAAUCACCUGAACCCUGCGGCAAGAUCCGCGUAGGGCAGACAAUCUACACCAUAAAGAGAAUUCUUUUUGCAAGCUGGGGCCUUGUUGGUCGUGGCACCGUUUGCUACUUAGUCACCUUAGACGAUGAAGACUAUAUCAUCAAAGACCAUUGGGUUGUGGGUAAGAACGAUCGGGUAGUCCUGAACGAGAUCAAGAUGCUGGAGUUGAUGGAUGGUGUCCCUGGCGUUCCAAAGCUGGUAGAUUAUUGGAUCGUUGAAUGGUCAGAUGGCACGCCUGACGUUACCAAAAAAUAUCGGAAAAAGGAACGCCGGAGCACCCAGGGCACUAGUCGCACUCAUGUGCAUCUUGUCUUGAAGCCAUGUGGUCACCCCCUUCACAUGUUCCGAACACUUAAGGAGUUUGUGCGAGCACUAAGAGAUAUUGUUAAGAUUCAACAAACUGCGGUGGAGGAACAUCAGAUUUUGCAUCAGGAUUGUAGUCUUAACAACGCGAUGAUCCUAGACGACAUUAGUGGCAGCGAAGGCUUUCUUAUUGACUGGGAGUUUGCGGUUCGCAUUGCUGCAGAUCAUAAAUAUCCCCUUGGUGGUACAGGCACAGUCCCUUUUAUGUCACGUGGGCUUCUUAACCAAGUCUCAGUCAUCCAGCAGGAAGCUGAGUUGGAAUCUCAGGAGAAAAAAGUGACUCGGGGACGCAAAUCAGUCGAAAAACCAAAAACCCUGAAAUCGUCCUCUGAUUCUAAAGCGCUACCUGUAUCAUACGUCCUUCAAACUUUUUCGGAUGACCUGGAGUCCCUUUUGUUUGUGUUCACAUGGGUUUGCAUCAAGUUCUGUGGUCCCAAUGGCAUGGUGCGCAAGGAAUGCUCGCCCAAUUCGUUACUAAAUCGAUGGACCAACCUUGACCUGGCGUCAUGCGCCACCUUCAAGAUCACUUUUUUUGCGAAUCCGACAGAUGGAAAGCAUCUUAUAGACGAAUUUCACCCAUACUUCAACCCCCUGAUCCCCCUUGCAAUAGAGUGGCGUAGAGUUCUGGUGGACAACAUGAUCCACCCCGUCACCUUCGACACCAUUCUUGGUGUACUCAACUCUCAUCUUGACAAGCUUCCUGACGAUGAGGAGCUCGUAUCUACUGUGAACAUGCUCAUGAAUGAUGCUGUCAUUCUCACAUGUCGUGUCAAGGGCAAACAGAUUGCUUCAGAGUCUUUCUCUGUGGCAGCCACAACACCCAAGCGGCAAAAGUCUCACCAUGGUGAUACCGAGUCCGACUCCUCAGCAUCAGGCAGUGAUGCAUGA
This is a messenger RNA of Suillus fuscotomentosus, 1917 nucleotides long. RefSeq lists its product as uncharacterized. The record is from RefSeq and is a predicted model, not a curated record. The coding region runs from base 1 to 1917 and encodes 638 amino acids. The transcript has 3 exons. NCBI's taxonomy places the organism in Eukaryota, Fungi, Basidiomycota, Agaricomycetes, Boletales, Suillaceae.